AAAGCGUGGCGUCGGCGUGGUAUAUUAGGGAGACUCUUCGGGUUCUGUUGGUACACUCUUAAAGACUAAGCGUAACCAUGAAGACAGCAUUGGUGACUCUUCUGUUGGUUGCUUUGGCCGCGGCAGAGCAGAAGAGGUCGGCUGAUCCAAGCUAUGGCUACGGCUUAGGCUAUCCCUUGGGUCUCAGGGGCUACGGCUUAGGCUAUCCCUUGGGUGUCAGGAGCUACGGCUUGGGCUACGCAAGGCCUCUGGUCUCCCACCACGUCUGGAAGCGCUCAGCGGACCCCGGCCCCGAGGCCAAGCCACAGCCGGAAGCCGAAGCCAAGCCUGACCCCGAAGCCGACCCAUCGCAUGGCUAUGGGCUCUACGGAGGGUAUGGCCUCGGUGGCCUCGGCUUAGGCUACAGGGGCUACGGGGGCUACGGGGGUUACGGGGGCUACGGGGGCUACGGCGGCUACGGCCAUGUCCAUAGCUACCCUACCUACUACAGCUACCCGUCUUAUGGCUAUAGCUAUGGUUAUGGUUAUGGAAAGUAAAGGCUGUUGAUGACAGUGAACCUUAAUGUUUAACACGCAGGAGAAAAAGUGUGAAAAAAACAUGAGGAAGCACACACACAAAUAAACUAAAUAUCACACACACAAAAACCAACGAACAAAUACACACAUAAACAAGGUAACUAACAUACGCACAAACACAUAAACAAACAAACAAACACACACACACACACAAACAAACUGAAAUACACACACGCAUACAUAUAUUUGGUGAAAAUCCAGACACCUACAGAAACAUUUACACUUUACGGAAAGCUGCAUGUUAAAAUAACAGAGAAAAUAAA
Messenger RNA from Penaeus indicus, 838 nucleotides. Its product is annotated as shematrin-like protein 1. NCBI's taxonomy places the organism in Eukaryota, Metazoa, Arthropoda, Malacostraca, Decapoda, Penaeidae. The coding region runs from base 78 to 536 and encodes 152 amino acids. The transcript has 2 exons. The record is from RefSeq and is a predicted model, not a curated record.